Messenger RNA from Tripterygium wilfordii, 2846 nucleotides. Its product is annotated as non-functional pseudokinase ZED1-like. Gene Ontology annotation, molecular function: ATP binding; protein serine/threonine kinase activity. Gene Ontology annotation, biological process: cell surface receptor signaling pathway; protein phosphorylation. Gene Ontology annotation, cellular component: plasma membrane. The record is from RefSeq and is a predicted model, not a curated record. Lineage: Eukaryota; Viridiplantae; Streptophyta; Magnoliopsida; Celastrales; Celastraceae. The coding region runs from base 160 to 1164 and encodes 334 amino acids. The transcript is spliced from 3 exons.
UCAUCUCUUUCCCCUUGCUUAAUGCAGUCAACCUAAGAUUUCUCAUUAUUUGGAGGCACUCUGGAUCCCUCUCAUCAUUGCAUUUGCACAAAAAUACUCAAUUCCAAACACAAACAAUUCCUUGACAUAACCUGUUACCAAGUCCUUGAUUCAGGAGAGAUGAAAGCAUUUUGGAGAAAAAAAGAAUAUGAGAAACAGAAAGAAGCGACUUUCUUAAGGAAUGGAAGAAUAGUAUUCGAGAAAUCAAUUGCCCUGUGUGAUGGCAAAUGUAAUCCUAUCCGUAAUUUCUCUGCUAGCGAGCUCAUGACAGCAACAAACAACUACGCACAAAUUCUAUGCGGUAAGCGUAUUUUUAAAACUUACCAGGGUUUUCUUGGGAACAGGCCAAUAUCUGUCAAGAAGUGGGGAGUUUUUGUCAAGAAAUGUCGGAACCAAGAAGUUUUCAAUGAAAUUGUAUAUUCAUCAAAACUUGGUUCCCAUAAGAAUGUUCUAAAGUUGAUAGGAUGCUGCUUGGAGACUCAAGUUCCCAUUCUAGUAUUUGAACCCGUACAGGCUGCAACACUUGCUGAUCGCAUUAAAGGUCACCAUUAUGGUGCACCAAUGCUAUACAAAUGUCGGAUGAAGAUUGCGAUGGACAUAGCGCAUGUGGUUGCAUAUCUCCACUCUGCGUUCUCGGAGCCCAUUGUUCAUAGAGAUAUUAAACCUUCAAACAUCUUACUGGAUGAACAAAACGUCACGAAAUUGUCCAACCUCUCACUCUGUGUAUCUAUUCCUAAAGGUGAAACCCACAUAGAGGAUCAACCGGUGGGUACUCUUGAGUUCAUUUCGCCUGAGUCCUUAACCUCAGCGCGCAUCAAUGAGAAGCAUGAUGUUUUUAGUUUUGGAGUCUGCUUGCUUAUCCUUUUGACUGGAAACCCCUUGGUUUAUGUUGAAUGCUCCUUAGUGGAUAAUGUGAAAUAUCUUAUUGAAAACAAUAGGGUUGAUGAGAUUACAGAUCCCAUAAUUCAGGAAGAAGGAAGUUGGCCUGGAAAACAGCAGCAGCUAAAAGCUUUUGCAACAAUUGCCAUAAGAUGUGUCUCACAAUUUGAAGACGAUAGGCCGACGAUGAUUGAUGUGGCAAAAGAAUUGAGGCAAAUUCAUCGGUCCUUAGAUUCUCUUCCAUAGGCUGCAACUAAUUGCGUGCACCAUGAAUACUGCUGGAAAGGCUUCCAGCAAUAUCACAUCCAGGGAUCAUGAGGAUUCCACUUUGGAGAUAUCCGAUUUUCACUAGGGAACUUGGCGACACUGGCCUUCGACUUUGUUACACAGAACACGCAUAUAAAAUGACAAUCUUAAGGCAGACUUGCUGAACUGACAUGAAGCUAUUAAAGUGGACACAGUUUUGACUCCAAGUUUGGCAACCAUGGGUAAGCAUAACAUAUUUUAUCUGACUUCAAAUAAUGCUUAUUAGGUUAUAAGAACAGAAUGGAUUCUGACCUCGACUUCCAGUUUGAUGAACUCGCCCAAAAUGAAUUGGUUGAAGGACCUUCACUGCUUAUCCAUCAGAGUAAUCGAUCACAUGAGCUCAUAAUUCUUCCAAGCAUGAUGCAUCUCUGAGGUGUGUAUGUCGCUCACGGCUUAUGGCAGUAAUAAUUCCACUAUUUCCUGCAAUUGAAAAUUUGAGGUAGCAGAAAAGCAAGUGAAUCAAGGCAUAAAUCUCAGCUACUGCUCUCCUUUUCUAAGCAAAUUCAGGGAGCAUAUUACUAUUUAUCAUUAUGCUACUUAUUUCAGACCAAGAAGAAAUUGGAAGCAAAAGAUGGGACAAAUUUCAUGAGAGUUUUGCUUCAUUUUUUUACUACUGAAAUUCACACAUUAACUUGGUGAUUCCUGAUUGAACUGAAAUUUGUAGUACAUACGCUUAUCCCCUAUCUGGAGAGGAUUUUUUCCCCCUUUUAGAGCCCUGAAAUUAAUCGAAAUGACAAACUUUGCAAUUGCCAAAAAACAAACUAUCUAAUACACCCCCUUUUCAUGUAUUAAACAUUAUGUAUAUUGAAUCACUUCCCUUUUAGUCCACUUUCUUUGAAAGGUGGUUAGUAACUUCAUUGAUACUCAAGUGACUACAUGAUUGAUGCUCCAAUGUAAAAUAACCAAUGAACUGAUCAUAUGGAGAAAGAAUAGAGUGCAAAAGAAAAUGGAGCCAUUGCCCUAAUUGGAACUAUAGCCAGGGGUUGAUAAUGUUUGGAGGAAUCCUGAUGUUUAACGGCAACUUUGAAUACGCUAGUUCCUUUUUCACGCUAGAAAUAUAAGAGAGUAAAGUUAGGCAAAGCGUAAGCUUCUAUGAGCUGUCUAGCUAGAAAUAUAAGAGGGUAAAAAGAGCUUUAUUCCUACAGCUAGACAGAAUAGAAGUUUAUACAGAAGAGAACAUAUAAUUGUAAUCCCAAAUUAAAUGUAAUCCUAAAUAAUGUAUGAGGCUCAAAUCAAGCAUUGUUUCAGCUGUUACUGAAUAUUAAGGGAUACACAAGAAGAACCAGUACCUAUCCAGAUAUUAAGGCAAAAAUCCUCUUUUCCAAAGAUCUGUAGCAUUGAAACCACCAUGAACAUCAUCAAUGUGCCUUUUGACGAGGAUCAAGCUCUGUCAUUUUAUCGAACCGUGCUUUGGAUCCCAAAACAUCACCCAUCAAAGCAAGAACAAAAAAUAAAUAAAUUGUGACUGCAAAUCAUGAUUAUCUCAAUGAGAAAGAUUUCACACAAAAAAGCUCCAAACUUUACCUGUCCAAAGAGUAGCAUUCCAUGUCAGAAUGGAGAGAAUUGAUUCACGGGCAUUGUUUUUUCGUGUCAAACCAUCCCAAAUGUCAGACACUGAUGGG